GUGAACUGAGAAUUUAUCUUGACAAAUUUAAUCAGCUCUUUUACCUUGAUAAAAUCGCCAAGGUAAGCAAUACAACAUGAUAAAGCUGCAAUCUGAACGACAACGCCCUAUACCCAAAUUCCUUGAUACGAAUUACUCAGUCAACUCAUUUAGCUGGUGAAAAUCGAAGAGCACACAUUCAAUUUACGAAACCUUAACAAAGAAAUACAUUUCAGAAAUAUCAGAUUGAUUGGAAAUGUCGAACGAAGUGAGGAAUUUGGAUCUCGGCAACAAGUUGGGUGAAGGGAGUUAUGGUAUCGUAUGUAAAGGUAUAUGGCGUGGAAAAUCGGUUGCCGUCAAGCGAAUUCAGUUAAUUCAUAUCGCAAGCAACACACAAGGAGAGGAGGCGUUGCAGCGACUUGAUCACUCGAAUGUAAUCAAAUUGUUUCACGCCGAGAGUGACGCAAAUUUCAGAUAUUAUUAUCUUGAAUUGUGCAACGCUUCUUUGGAAAAAUUAUUUCUGAAAGAUGGGCGCCCAGAUAAAUACUGUGGGCCGAUGCCCCCAUCGCUAACGGUCCUUUAUCAAUUAGCUGUCGGACUGGAGUAUAUUCACAAAAUGGGACUGGUGCAUCGCGAUCUCAAACCUGAAAACGUCCUCAUCUGGGAAGAUCCAAAAAAGGGAGACGUUUUAUUGAAAUGGGCUGAUUUCGGACUGAGUAAACCAGUGAAUGAAAGAGGAACUUGUUCUAUGAGUGGAAUCAAGGGGACAGAGAAAUGGUUAGCGCCAGAAAUAUUGAGACUACUCGACACCGAAGAUGAAAUAACGCAACGGGGUACAAUCAAGAACGAUGUGUUUGCAGAAGGCCUUGUCUUUGGAUAUUAUCUUUCAAAUGGUCUUCAUCCUUUUGGUUCUCGCCAAAACAUUCUCUCUAACAUACUUAAAAACAAACCAAUUAAUCUGGAUAAAAUACAAUCGAGAUGUGCCCGUGAUCUAAUCCUGAAAAUGCUAAAUGAAAAUAUCGUGGAUAGAAUAACAUCAUCACAAGUUGUAGAAUUUCUCAAACAAAUUAAGAGUCAACUUGAAACCCAGUUGUUCGCCCUAUGUUCGCGGGAUACCUAUCCAAGUUUGGAAGAAAUAACACAUUUUGAACAGGAAGGUAUGGAUAUCAAUUGCACAAACGAAGAAGGCGUGCCACCCUUUUUUUAUCUGACAAAUAAAAAAAUAAAUGAACUCAACAAUUUUGUGGAGAUCAAUUCCCAGACCACCGACGGAUGGAAUUUUCUUCUUUUCUUCUGUCGACAUUACCAAAGUGAACAUUUAAUUGAAAUCAUUCAACUUUUAAUUCAAAACGGAAUCGACGUCAAUUGCAAAAACAACGUCGGAUGGAAUGCUCUUCUUUACUUAUGUCGUUAUUAUAAAAACGAAAAUUUAAUUGAAAUUAUUCAACUUUUAAUUCAACAUGGAAUAGACAUCAACUGCAAAACCAACGAAGGAUGGAACGCUCUUCUAUUUUUAUGUGGCUUUCAUCAAAACGAAAAUUUAAUUGAAAUUAUUCAACUUUUAAUUCGACACGGAAUCGACGUCAAUUGCAAAUCCGUCGAUGGAUGGAAUGCUCUUGUUUCCUUGUGUCAUCAUUACCGAAACGAAAAUUUAAUUGAAAUCAUUCAACUUUUAAUUCAAUACGGAAUCGACGUCAAUUGCAAACACAACAACGGAUGGAACGCUCUUCUUUUCUUUUGCAUUCAUUAUCAAAAGGAAAAUUUAAUUGAAAUUAUUCAACUUUUAAUUCAACAUGGAAUAGGCGUCAACUGCAAAACCAAAGAAGGAUGGAACGCUCUUCUUAUAUUAUGUCGUUAUUAUCACAACGAAAAUUUAAUUGAAAUCAUUCAACUUUUAAUUCAACACGGAAUCGACGUCAAUUGCAAAAACAACGACGGAUGGAAUUCUCUUCUUUACUUAUGUCGUUACUAUAAAAACGAAAAUUUAAUUGAAAUCAUUCAACUUUUAAUUCAACAUGGAAUCGACGUCAAUUGCAAAACCAAAGACGAAUUGAAUGCCAUAACUUUGUUACGUAGUCAUUAUCGACAUUUCAAUUUAAAUGAAAUAAUUGACUUGUUAAUUCAACAUGGGAUGGACCGUGGACGACAAUUUUAGUUUGUCGGAGGGAUCGUUCCUGUUGACACUUGAAGGCAGAGAAAAAAACGAAAAAAACCUGAGACUGUAAUCUUUGAUCAA
Daphnia pulicaria is the source of this 2215-nucleotide messenger RNA. Its product is annotated as probable serine/threonine-protein kinase irlC. NCBI's taxonomy places the organism in Eukaryota, Metazoa, Arthropoda, Branchiopoda, Diplostraca, Daphniidae. Gene Ontology annotation, cellular component: IRE1-TRAF2-ASK1 complex. Gene Ontology annotation, molecular function: protein serine/threonine kinase activity; RNA endonuclease activity; ATP binding. Gene Ontology annotation, biological process: protein phosphorylation; IRE1-mediated unfolded protein response; intrinsic apoptotic signaling pathway in response to endoplasmic reticulum stress. The record is from RefSeq and is a predicted model, not a curated record. The coding region runs from base 236 to 2134 and encodes 632 amino acids. The transcript has 4 exons.